UCGGAAGUUUCGGAAGCGCCACACAUUCGGUCGCACCAUGUUUGUGGCUACGCUGACGCUGCUAGCGCUGAUCGCUUCCGUAGCGUUCUACGUGUACGUGGAACGGUUUAGCAAAAUUCUGAAGCACAGCGGCAAACUUGGAGGUCCCCGUGCUUAUCCACUGAUUGGUAAUGGGUUGCUGUUUGCUGGCAAAACGCCCGCGGAAUUUUUGCAGACCGUAGGACGCCUCAUCCAGCAGUAUGGCAAGUGCUUCCGGAUUUGGCUCGGCACGCAGAUGCUGAUCGUGAUUACGGAACCGAAAGAUGUUGAGGCUAUUUUAAGCAGCAACAAGUACAUUGAUAAAUCGAUCGAGUACGACUUCAUCCGUCCCUGGCUGGGGGAAGGUCUUCUCACCAGCACCGGGCGCAAAUGGCACACCCACCGGAAGGUGAUCACGCCGACGUUUCACUUCAAAAUACUGGAACAGUUUGUGGAGAUAUUCGAUCAGCAGAGCAGCACGUUCGUGCAGGUGCUGGCGGCCCAUGCCAAGUCGGGCGACACGUUCGACAUCUUCCGGCCGGUGACGCUGUGCGCGCUGGACGUUAUCUGCGAAACCGCCAUGGGUACGAAGGUCAACGCACAGCUCAACACGGAAUCGGAGUACGUGCAGGCGGUAAAGGACAUCACCAACUUGGUGCAGAUUCGAUUGUUUAACUUUCUGAUACGGUAUGAGAUUUUCUACCGCUUCUCGGCGAACCGUCGCAAGCAGCUGGAAGCGCUUAAGGUGCUGCACGGAUACACGGACAGUGUGAUUAAGAGCCGCCGGGAGGAGUUGAACCGUGCUGCCGGGAGCGGCAAGAACACCGUUGUCGACGAGAACGAGAACGAGCUGGGUAUUAAGAAAAAGAUGGCCUUCCUGGAUAUGUUGCUGCAGUCGAAGAUCGAUGGCCAACCGCUGACUGAUUUGGAGAUACGCGAGGAGGUCGAUACGUUCAUGUUUGAGGGGCACGAUACGACCACGUCUGCGAUAAGCUUUUUGCUGCAGAAUCUAGCAAAGCAUCCCGCAAUUCAGCAGAAAGUGUUUGAUGAGGUGAGGAACGUGGUGGGCGAUGAUCGUACGCGCCCCGUUACCAUAGCGAUGCUGAACGACAUGCACUAUCUGGAUCUGGUGAUCAAGGAGACGCUUCGGCUGUACCCGUCGGUGCCAAUGUUUGGGCGUAAAAUGAUGGAAGAUGCUGAAAUAAAUGGAAAAGUGUUUCCCGCUGGGUCGAAUACGAUCAUACUGCCGUUCUUCCUUGGCCGCAAUCCCGAAUUCUUCCCAAACCCGGAGAAGUUCGACCCGGAGCGAUUUAACGUGGAAACGUCGGCCGAAAAGACGAACCCCUACCAGUACGUUCCGUUCAGUGCUGGGCCGCGGAACUGUAUCGGGCAAAAGUUUGCGGUGGCUGAAAUUAAGAGUCUGGUGAGCAAACUGUUGCGCAACUAUGAGAUACUGCCGCCGGUGGGCCGGUACGAUGAAACGUUUAUUGCCGAGCUAAUCCUGCGGCCCGAGAAGGGAAUUUACGUGCGAUUGCAGCCACGCGUGUACUAGGAGCGGUGCAGGGUGAUGGUUGGUAGUUGAGAGUAUUAACGAAUGGAUGGCGAGCUUGGUAGAAAAAAAAAAACAUUGCAAAACAGAGCCAAAUUGUGUAAAACUUAACAAUAGAUUUUUAGACGCAAAGUUGAAUAAACCUUAACACAUUUGUGUAAAAAAUCCUCAUUCGAUUCA
Messenger RNA from Anopheles gambiae (African malaria mosquito), 1747 nucleotides. RefSeq names its product cytochrome P450 4d1. The record is from RefSeq and is a predicted model, not a curated record. Bases 38 to 1570 code for a protein of 510 amino acids. Lineage: Eukaryota; Metazoa; Arthropoda; Insecta; Diptera; Culicidae. Gene Ontology annotation, molecular function: iron ion binding; monooxygenase activity; oxidoreductase activity, acting on paired donors, with incorporation or reduction of molecular oxygen. The transcript has 6 exons.